Cynara cardunculus var. scolymus (artichoke) is the source of this 1695-nucleotide messenger RNA. Its product is annotated as probable protein phosphatase 2C 76. Lineage: Eukaryota; Viridiplantae; Streptophyta; Magnoliopsida; Asterales; Asteraceae. Gene Ontology annotation, biological process: protein dephosphorylation. Bases 282 to 1466 code for a protein of 394 amino acids. The transcript has 9 exons. Gene Ontology annotation, molecular function: cation binding; protein serine/threonine phosphatase activity. Gene Ontology annotation, cellular component: cytosol; nucleus. The record is from RefSeq and is a predicted model, not a curated record.
AAACACCCAAAACGUCCUCUUUCCUUCGCAUCCCCUUUCCCUUUUCCAUUCUUUGAUUCCGAUCAGAUAUUCUUUGGAUUCAAUCUUUUCGAUUUCUAGGGUUUCAGAUUCUCUUUUUCUUCAACAGUUUUUCUACUCAUCUCGUAUCUGCAUCUCAGAUUCCGAUCCUGUCUUCGAUAAGCAUGUUGCUAGAUCUGGGUUUCUUUUGCAGUUCCUGGAGCAAAUCACGCUGAAAAGUUAAAAGUUGGCUUAUAUGUACAAACCAGCUUGUGGGCUCUUAGAUGGUAUGCAGCAGUCAUCUCAGGACAGUGAUUCUGCAAGCUGGGAAUAUUCAGAAAGUUGCGGAAGGAUUGGUGCAGUUUGCAAAUUUCAAAAGCAGCCUGAAGACUCUUCCUGCAGCAACUUUUUCCUCUGUUAAAAUAUUUCCAUCUAUUAGGAAAAUGAUGGUGGAUAAUAGCGCAUCGGCUAACCGUGGUCUGAUUACUGACACUUCACCUGAGAAGGAUAACUAUGGUGGCUAUGCAAGUGGAGGAUGGAAGAGUGAAGAUGGAAAAUUGAGCUGUGGUUAUUCAAGUUUCAGAGGUAAAAGAGUUAGCAUGGAGGAUUUCUAUGAUGUCAAGACUUGCAAGAUCAAUGGGCAGACGGUCUGCCUAUUUGGGAUAUUUGAUGGUCAUGGUGGUUCACGUGCAGCUGAGUAUUUGAAGGAAAAUCUUUUCAAGAACCUCAUGAAUCAUCCGAAAUUUUUGACAAACACCAGAGUGGCAAUAAGUGAAACCUAUCAACAGACCGACUCAGACUUCUUGGAGUCUGGAAAGGAUACCUUCCGUGAUGAUGGUUCUACUGCUUCAACAGCUGUUUUGGUAGGUAAUCAUCUGUAUGUUGCUAAUGUUGGAGAUUCUCGGACUGUCUUGUCGAAGGCAGGCAAAGCUAUCCCUCUUUCUGACGAUCACAAACCAAAUAGAAGCGAUGAGAGGAAGAGAAUUGAAAGUGCUGGUGGCGUUGUGAUGUGGGCAGGCACUUGGAGGGUUGGAGGUGUUUUAGCAAUGUCUCGUGCUUUUGGAAACCGUAUGCUGAAGCAAUUUGUUGUGGCAGAACCUGAAAUUCAGGAACAAGAACUUGAUGAAGAAUUUGAAUUGCUUGUUCUUGCAAGUGAUGGUCUUUGGGAUGUUGUACCAAACGAGGAUGCUGUUUCACUGGCACUGUUGGAAGAGGAACCUGAGUCGGCUGCGAGGAAGUUGAUAGAGACUGCUUUUAGCCGUGGAAGUGCUGAUAAUAUCACCUGCAUUGUAGUGAGGCUUUACCAUCAUGAAUCUUCAGCAGCAACUGCACCUGAAUUCAAACCACAACCACCCAAAAGCCAAUCCGAAACUGAAACCCAAAUCCAACCAGAAAAUGAACUCGAAACCGAGACUGAAAUUGAAAGUGAAAGUGAAAGCAGAAGCGAAGAAACGAAGACGGAUGAAUGAUUGGUUAAUUUUGUUGGUGUUGUGUUGUAUGAACUAGGGUCUGAAACGGUGAAUAUGGGUGUUUUUAGCUGUUGUUGAUAGGUGUGUUGUGGUAUCUAUAGCAAUGAACGGAGAACGACUUGGGGUGUUCAAAUGCUUGUUCUACCAUCUGCUGCUGGAUGUGUAAAUUCUAUGUUUCGUUUUGAUUAAAUCUUACAGUUUAUAAUAAUGACACCAUUUCCGUUUUCGU